Messenger RNA from Syngnathoides biaculeatus (alligator pipefish), 2000 nucleotides. RefSeq names its product RAB27A, member RAS oncogene family (gene rab27a). Lineage: Eukaryota; Metazoa; Chordata; Actinopteri; Syngnathiformes; Syngnathidae. The coding region runs from base 374 to 1036 and encodes 220 amino acids. Gene Ontology annotation, biological process: positive regulation of exocytosis; melanosome transport. The transcript is spliced from 6 exons. The record is from RefSeq and is a predicted model, not a curated record. Gene Ontology annotation, molecular function: GTP binding; GTPase activity. Gene Ontology annotation, cellular component: melanosome; secretory granule.
CGAUCCAAUGAGUAAACGACUUGUAGGCGUUUGGCCAGAGCGGCAGGUUGGCAAACGGGCCAACUUGUGCACUCGCGUUUGGAAACCUUUCCCCGAAGGUGAUGAAAUUGGCAAGUUGUAGCCUGCGGGUGGAGGAGGGGCCGCUUUUUCUCUUUCUCAACUCGGCUCGCGUUGGAGGUUGGCCCGAAUGUUGCUCCAAAGAAGCGGCCGCCGACGACGACGACGCUCCGUGACGACAUCGCGGAGCUGACGCGGAAAAGAAAGUCACUUCGUUGACCACCAUACAUAUUUUUUUUUUCAUCUUAAAUUUUGAGCUUGUUUUUUCUCUUCUUCUUUUGUCCUUCCAAGCAGCAAACGGAAUUCAUCUCUCACCAUGUCUGAUGGGGAAUAUGAUUACCUCAUUAAGUUCCUAGCGCUGGGCGACUCUGGUGUGGGGAAGACCAGUUUCCUCUACCAGUACACCGACGGCAAGUUCAACUCCAAGUUCAUCACCACAGUGGGAAUUGACUUCAGAGAAAAACGAGUGACGUACAACUCCAUUGGUCCUGAUGGCACCUCAGGUCGAAGACAAAAGAUCCACAUGCAGCUGUGGGACACUGCAGGACAGGAAAGGUUUCGGAGUUUGACCACCGCAUUCUUUAGGGAUGCCAUGGGUUUCAUCCUCUUGUUUGACCUCACAAAUGAACAAAGUUUCCUCAACGUCCGAAACUGGAUGAGCCAGCUACAGGUUCACGCCUACUGCGAGAAUCCAGACGUUAUUCUGUGCGGCAACAAAUGCGACCUGGUCGAUCAGCGAGCCGUGAGUGAGGAAGAAGCCCGAGAGCUGGCAGAGAAGUACGGGGUCCCUUACUUCGAGACAAGCGCGGCGAACGGACAGAACGUCAUCGAGGCCGUGGACGUGCUGCUCGACCUCAUCAUGAAGAGGAUGGAGCGAUGCGUGGACAAGUCCUGGAUCCCGGACGGCACCUUCCGGACAAACGGUCACGGCAACCCAGACUUGGAGGAGGCCUCGGAAAGGAGCAAGUGCGCGUGUUAAGGCGGCAGGGGUGGAUGGGGGGGUUGGGGGGGGGGGUUGUUGUUUCAAUCCAAUGGGCCUGUUGAAAAUGGGAAAGCGUGAAAUCAAAUUGGUUCCCCCGCCCAAAUCUACUGAUUGCUGAUACACUUUUUUUUUUUUUUUUUAAAGAUGCGUUAUAACACUGUAGUAUGUCACUCGUGCCUUUUGAGUAAUAGAUGGACAUUUUUCAUUUGAUUGCAAAGGGUGGUGGAUAUUUAUUGACUACAAUUCUGAAAGGUCCAAAUAUAAUCCAGCAAAGUGAGUUGUUAUACAACACCGGCCAAAAAAAUAUGCCAUUAAAAUAAAAAAGUAUUUUCUGCUGGUAUACUUCUGGGAAGGUUUGUUCCUCUGAAUUCCAUCGUAAUGCUGCAAUUAAGAACUUUAACUUCAGUAUUUAUUAGAUGGUCAUUGUAUAUAUUGAUAUUGAAUGUAUACACUUGUGCCAAUUUGUUCUCAUCUCAGCAUGCACACUUAUAUAAUUUCAAUUCAAAUAGUUUAUUUUCACCGUUAUAGACAACACAUAGAGAAUCUCUCAGACUUGGCUAGCCAAACACGGAAUGUGCAAUAAUAAAUUGAUUACAGAAUUUAAUUAUUUGCCAUCAUUAAUGUUCAUAACAAUAACUUUUCUCUGUCUUUGAUGUAAUACAGAACAGAUUCUGUCAAAAUACACUGAAAAUCCAUAUUGACUGUUAAAUACAAAACUUUCAGCUGUACAUUUGAAGCAAAUUAUGUGCUUAAUGUAUUUUUUUUGUAUUCUGCAAAACCUUUAAAAAGCUUGUUCUUGCUUUUGUUUUGAGAACCACUGCAAUUCUUAUAUUCAUAGUUUACAUUUCAAAUUGUGCACACUUCAGUUGUAUUUACAGACUACUGUGUACGUAUCCUUAUUAAUACAUGAAUUGUAGUCACACCUGCAACAGGUUUUUUCAAAAGACUUAUUUUUGAAUUA